AUGUCGCGUAAGAGGAUUUUGGCCUCUAGAAAUGACAAAGCUCACCCGGAAGGUGAUCAGUACCUCACCCGUAGCAACUUUCAAUCUACUAUAACUCUUCACAUGCCGGAAAAGGAUCCGCUCCGCACCCCUUCGCCUCCUCCCCCCCUCCCCCACCUCCACACUGCCGCCAUCCACCACACUGAACACUCUCAUCACCUGGCGUCCCAUCUGACGGCCGACCAACGGCACGAGCAUUUCAUAGAAGAAAGGAGAGAGAUGGCCAAGCGUGAGGUGGACAAGGUUGAGGAAAAGAGAAAGAUGAUGCACGAGCACAGACAUGAGACUGAGACUGACAACAAGGUGUAA
This is a messenger RNA of Spizellomyces punctatus DAOM BR117, 348 nucleotides long. RefSeq lists its product as uncharacterized. The record is from RefSeq and is a predicted model, not a curated record. Bases 1 to 348 code for a protein of 115 amino acids. The transcript is spliced from 2 exons. NCBI's taxonomy places the organism in Eukaryota, Fungi, Chytridiomycota, Chytridiomycetes, Spizellomycetales, Spizellomycetaceae.